AUUAAAUUUGUAGGUGUGAAACGUUUACAUUGCUUAAUAUCUGAAGUUCUGAACGUCGACUUGUCGACGAGUAAAACUGAAGUUGUGUGUGCAUUAAAUAGGUCGACCAAUUAAUUGAAAUUUCAAUCAUGCUACAAAAGACGCUAUUUGAAUUUUGUGUUGAUAGCAUUAUAGAAGAAAUGGAACGUGGAUGGGGGCAAAAAUCGAGUAAGGUCUCGGAUGUCGUCAAUCCAGAGGUUUCAUUGAAUCCCUUCGAACAUUUACCCACGGCGAUUUUAGAAGAAGUAGUUCGUAUUCUUAGGAAAAAAGAAUUACUGGAAAAAUAUCUUAGAUGGAUUAUUCUUCCACAACUUCACUCUUUAGAUCUAUCGUUAGAAGGUUGUGAAGACAGAAACAAGCCUGUUGAAAAGCAAAUGUUUGAACACUUAAAGUGUGCUUCCCUCAAAUGCUCAAUGCUGAAAAAUUUGAAACUAACUCACAAUGUGCUUAAUGAGGAGAAUUUAAUUGGAUUCCUACCCACAUUCAAAAAUUUGCAAGUAUUAGAUCUUGCAUGGACCUCUGCAGGAGACAAUUGCAUGUGGGCUCUGGGAACUCACUGUAAAUAUUUGAGAAUUCUGAGUUUACUUUGUUGUGAAGUUACGGAUUUUGGAAUCCAAGGAUUAUGUCUUGAUUACAUUGAAAAAGAAGAUGAUGAAGAUAAGCGAAUUUCUAAAGCAGGUGAUCUUGAAUGGCAAGAAAACUGCGCACCUCCUCGACUUAGCAACUCAUUGGAAAUACUACAUUUGAAUGGAACAAAUGUUACUGAUAAAGGACUUCAAGAGGCUCUUCGGAAACUACGGUCUUUGAAGAUAUUAGGUCAUGAAUCUACCGUGGGAGUACUCGGCGAAAUGCAUCGAGAAGAUUGGGAAAACAGUGAAAAAAGGAACAAAAUUCCAAAAUACGCUUUGUCCAAGAUUCUUUUUGAUAUCAGAAAUGAGCAAACCUCAAUUGAUCGUCUUCAGAGAGUGGUGUCCCUAUGUCCUUCAAUUACCGGGUUAUGGUUUUCGGGAAGAGCAUACAUGUAUAACGCUAAUUUUGAUGGCAUCAUGAUUCCGAUUGUUAACAUGAUUGGGAAUUCGCUUAAAGAGUUUUCGCUUUAUUUUGUUAAUAGUUUCAAGUUAUGCACCAUUAUCGAUUGUUGUCCUAAUCUACGCAAACUCACGCUUUAUAAAAGUGGUGGCAAAACUGGGCCUAUUGUUGAAACAAAGAAAUACUCUAAUAUCCAUGAAAGAAAAACACUGGGAAAACUUCAAGAACUAACACUACGAGCUACUAAGAUCUCAACCGAUGACUUAAUCACACUCAUGUCGUCGUCUUCCCUGAAAUCUAUUGAACUCGAGAAAUGCGAAACUUUCAACGACGACAUCCUACAGCAGGCAUAUGAUCAGCACUCAUUUCCUAACCUUGAAUACUUGGAAUUAACCAAAUGCCAUUUCGUGACUGAAAGAGGGAUAAAUUUGUUGUUGAAGGAGAGAACUCCGUUAAAAAAUAUCAAAAUCAUCAUAGAUUAGCAAAAGUAUACAAAAGAUAUAAAGUAGAAGAUUGGAAUUUGCAAAUGAAUCUGAAAAACCGGCAAUUGGACGAAUUUUUAGUGUGCCAGAUGUAAUUCACCCAUUUUCGAAGUCAUGAUCAUUACCAACGCCUAUUUAACGAAUCCAGAAACACUUGUCUGAUUAGAAAUUGUGUCGUUCACCUCCGUUGCUUUGUCCAAACACUACUGUACUUCUGUGACAAUACAAAAGGAUGA
This is a messenger RNA of Daphnia pulicaria, 1786 nucleotides long. RefSeq lists its product as uncharacterized. Gene Ontology annotation, biological process: SCF-dependent proteasomal ubiquitin-dependent protein catabolic process. Gene Ontology annotation, cellular component: SCF ubiquitin ligase complex. The transcript has 4 exons. The coding region runs from base 129 to 1550 and encodes 473 amino acids. The record is from RefSeq and is a predicted model, not a curated record. Lineage: Eukaryota; Metazoa; Arthropoda; Branchiopoda; Diplostraca; Daphniidae.